Penaeus monodon (black tiger shrimp) is the source of this 2299-nucleotide messenger RNA. RefSeq lists its product as uncharacterized. Lineage: Eukaryota; Metazoa; Arthropoda; Malacostraca; Decapoda; Penaeidae. The transcript has 5 exons. Gene Ontology annotation, molecular function: catalytic activity. The coding region runs from base 297 to 1820 and encodes 507 amino acids. The record is from RefSeq and is a predicted model, not a curated record.
GUCAGUAACCUUUCUACUGUUAAAGGAUAACUACACAUAGAUUCCAAAUUACCAUUUCUUGCUCUAGGCAUCGUGGAAAAAAAUUUACCACCUAAAUGCGGUCAUGAAAGAAAUACUGUACGUUAACUUUCAAGGUUAUCAGCGACAGUGAAGCUACUACACAGCAUUCAGGGUACACUGCAACGAAGACCUCGGUGUAAAGCACACCAACAGCAGGACAUAGCAACGCCACCUCAUUUAUUCCCCGGAGACGCCGCCUCGCCGCCUGUGCACCUCCGCGGCCCCCACCUUCAGCGAUGGGUCUGUGGCUGCGUUCGGUGCCUCGUCUGCGGGCGCCCUUCCUGCCUGCGUCUGCGCCCCGCCUCGCCCUCGGGAACCGGCGCGUCUUCUUGGAGGAGGAGCCGAGGCAGCGAGGUUUCCUGCUAAGGAGGACCUUAAGCAGUGGGGGCGUAAAAUGGCUCUGGCCGAUCGACAGGGAAUCGCUCAGUUUCCACCUCGUCCAUCAUCAUGGCACCAGAAUGGGACUUUACCUCAUGACACUCAAUAGCGUGAAUCCCCUCAAUACAGAGGACGUAGAAAGAGCUCUUUUUCACUUACAGAGGAAGAAUCCUGCUCUGCGGGUAGAUUUCCGACUUCGUGAAAAUGUCUGGUGGUUUUAUGAACAAGAUGGAAAUAAAGUUGAUUUUAAGAUGCUUAGCGAAGGAACAAGCUCGUCAGAUGAGAUUCAACGUAUGUGUGAGACAGGAUUUCGUGAUGGGGCUACCUGGAAGUUCAGAAUGAUUCCUAGGGGGAAGGAAACUCCCAGUGUCAUGCCAGAAGUCAAGGGGGACUUUUCCUAUCAGUACCAUUUCAUUAUGGCAAGCCACCAUGCGUUAAGUGACGGCUUGAGUGCCUCGUUAAUGGCGAAGCAAGUGGUGGAAUUGUUGAAUGAUGUAAUUCUUGGGCGCCAUAUUAAUGAUAAGACAACUAGUCAGUUUAUUCAGAGAGAGGAGCUCUGCGAAAUCGAGUCAAGGAUAAUGAAGAAAUUAGAAGGUGAUCCUCAGCGUCACGAUUACGUUAAACAGACUAUGCCUCUGUCUACUCCUCUGUUUUUACAAGCAUUUCCACGGCCCUCGGUGGAUCAAGUCACAACCAGACAUCUUUCACGCAUCAUUGACAGUGAUGUUACACAGAAAUUUGAAAAGCAGUGCAAAUCACAUGGGGUCACCAUCAACAGUGCUUUCAGUGCUGUGAUCAAUACUGCUAUUGUCAGCCUGAUGCAGAAGUCUGGAAUAUCCCAACAGUCAUACCAGAUUGCAGGUAAUCAAGUUGUAAACAUGUUACGGUACUUAAAACAAACGCCCCGCGAUGCAAUGGGUGGCUAUGGCUUGCUGCUUUCCCACAUUUCAAGAGUGACCAACGACCGUGCAAAUAAUUUCUGGGAAUAUGCCAAAGAAGUCAACCGAGAACUGAGAGAAGGCCUGACUUCAGAACUCCCUCUCGAGCAGAAGAUGGCUCGCCUCAUGGCCCAGCCCAACCUGGUGGAGGAGUGGGCCCAGAAGCCACCCCCGAUCGUUCACGACUACGGGAUCACCAACGUUGGCCACUUUCCGAUGCCUGAACGACAUUCAGACGACCAAGUCCUGGUGACGGACGUUGCAUCCGUCGCCAUGGUACAUAAAUACAUCCACAUGCUCCUCUUUCUCGUUUACACAUUCAGGGGUCGUUGCAGAUUUUCCUUGAGUUAUGCAACGGAUUACAUUGCAGAUGACACAGCCAUCCUCUUGGCAGACGAAGUGAUAUCAGUCUAUCGGAAAGUGAGUGAAGGGAAUGGAAAAUGAAACUAAGAAAUGAAAAGGCUGAAUCUUGCUUAUAGUACUGCUCAAUUUAGGUCAUCCCUAAAACAAAGCGAACAUCGAUAAUAACAUUAUAUCAUAGUUGGUCCUCAUUUUUAUUGUAUGUUGUCAGUAUUAAAAGUAAUUGUGAUGUCAACUUAAUGGACAUCCUAAAUCUGGAUUCUUCGUUAGCUGAAAUUACUACCAGACAGUAUAAAUGCAAACAUCAAUGAAAUUACUGAAAAUACAAUGCUGCAGUAGGAAUGUUCAGCCAUUAAGGGUUGUUAUUGUGUUACUGUUAAUUUUACUACCGUUUUAUCAUCAUACUCCUAAUAAGGAUACGGUAAAUGAAAUAAUCGGUAUCGAUAUAAAACCGAAAUCGUUAUUAUCAGUAACAUUAUUUCUUAUGAUAAUUGUGAAAACAUGUAUCAUUUUGAGAUGUUGAAAUAGUUAAUAUUUUCUAAUGAAUAAAGCUAUGAAUUUUC